GUGAAGAGGCGUGUAGUGGGCGGUGGCGUUCUCAAGAUGGCUGCGCCCGCGGUGUUGCCGUUACCGGAGAAACCUAACCACAAGAAAUACAGAGCUGCUUUGAAGAAAGAGAAACGCCGCAGACGGAGGCAGGAACGGGCUCGGUUGCGAGACUCAGGACUGUCACAGAAAGAUGAAGAUGAAGAUGAAUCCAUUGUUGAACAACUGGAAGAAGAGGAAAAACAGUUAGAAGCUGAAAGGCAAAAAUUACAUGACGAGUGGUUGCUGAGGGAACAGAAGGCUCAAGAAGAAUUUAAACUAAAGAAGGAAAAGGAAGAGGCAGCAAAAAGACGUCAAGAAGAAGAAGAGAGAAAAAUCAAAGAAGAAUGGGAAGAACAGCAAAGAAAAGAGAAACAGGAAGAAGAGCAGAGACAACAGGAGAAGAGAGACAGAGAGGAAGCUGUGCAGAAGAUGCUGGAUCAGGCUGAAAGUCAGCUGGAAAAUGGUGUCACAUGGCAUAAUCCAGAACCACCAGUGGAUUUAAGAGCAACAGAGAAAGAUCAAGCUAAUUGUCCAUUCUACAUUAAGACAGGAUCUUGUCGAUUUGGAGAUAGGUGUUCACGUAAGCACAAUUACCCAACAUCUAGUCAAACACUUCUUAUUAGAAGUAUGUUUAUAACAUUUGGAAUGGAGCAAUGUAGAAGGGAUGACUACGAUACUGAUGCCAGUCUGGAAUACAGUGAGGAGGAAACCUAUCAACAGUUCUUAGAUUUCUAUGAAGACGUACUCCCAGAAUUCAAGAACGUGGGGAAAGUUAUUCAGUUCAAGGUCAGCUGCAACUUUGAACCUCAUCUAAGAGGAAAUGUAUAUGUGCAGUAUCAGUCGGAGGAAGAAUGUCAGGCAGCAUUCUCUCUAUUCAACGGACGAUGGUAUGCAGGACGACAGCUUCAAUGUGAAUUCUCUCCAGUAACACGGUGGAAAAUGGCUAUCUGUGGUUUAUUUGGAAGGCAAAAGUGUCCAAGGGGGAAGCACUGUAACUUUCUUCAUGUAUUCAGAAAUCCCAACAAUGAAUUUUGGGAAGCUAAUAGAGACAUACAUAUGUCUCCAGAUUGGAAUACAUCAUUUGGUAAAAGCUCAGAAAGGAGAGAAAGGACAGGUUACCAUGAGGAAUAUUACAGCAGAUCGAGGAGACGGCGAAGUCCUAGUCCAGAUCAUUCUUAUAAAAGAAAUGGGGAAUCUGAGAGGAAGAAAAGUAAUCAUCAUAGGAGUAAGAAAAAAUCUCAUAAACGUUCCUCAAAAAGUCAUGAAAGGCGACGUUCACGAAGUAGAGGAAGAAAGAGGGAUCGGAGUCGGAGAAGCAGGAGCCAGAGCAGAGGCCGAAGAAGCCAAAGCAAAAGUACAUCCAGGUCUAGGAGUCGGGACAGGAGAAGGUCAACCAGCAGAGACAGAAAUACUUAAAUCACAAACAAAAUACAUUUUUUUUUCAUUCUGAAACGUGUUGCUCUCAAAAUUGUAUCUUUUAGGGCUGCCAGAGUUACUUUUCUUAAUUUAAACCAACUUUUCAAAUCUAAAUUGUCCUGAAUACAACUCAGAAGGUAGUUUUUCAACCAGAAUAACUAACGCUGUUUAGAGCUCAUUUUGGGCUUUUAAAAGUCUAAUACAACAUUCUUGGCACUUUAAAGAGAGAAAGAGACAGACACUCCCCCUCCCCCCAACUUGAGAGCUAGAUCUUUUCUAGCCUUGUUCCCUUAUAAUAGAUACUCAGCUGUUUGGGGGAGACUGAAGUUGAAUCACUUCCACUACACCUAGUGAAUAUUGUCGUUUACAGCAGCACCAGUAACAACUGUCAUUUAUCAUAGAUUGGACAAAAGGGAGGCCUAACAAAGUUGAGAAAGGGAAACACAUUUUGUUUUUCCUUUAACACUAGUGUGCAUGAGCUUUAAAUGGAAAUGCUGCUCUUGGUUUUCUUAUUAGGAAAAGCUUUCCCCUUGCAAAGCAGUUUUAUUCCUGUUAAUAACUUAUUUCAAGGUGGAAGGUAGCGAGGAAAUUGGAGUAGGAUGAGACUUAUAAAAUGUUUUACAUGAAACAAAGCAGAGGAGGUGGAAAAGUGGUUACUUUAUUUUAAAAGUUGGAUAUGGGAUGGAAGUUUUUAACCUCCCUUCUGUGAAAGGAACCGAAGUAGUGUACUGUGCUGCUUAUUUUAGAAAGCUUGGUCUUCCAGCUGUUUUCUGAAGCAGUUGUUCAUGUGACUGAAAAUGCUCUGUUUUUACUAUAAAACUAUUUUGUAAUUGACUUUCAAUAAUGAAUAUCGUUAUGCAUAUGACUAUUUUCUCCCAAAUAAGUGUACAUAUAUGAUUAAUUUGAAACCCCUAAUUUUUAACAUUCCAUUAAAAAAAAAGUUGAUCUGGAAAUGCUUACAAAUGGUUUUGGAGAUAACUUGGUAACAUGAAAUAUUAUCUAAGGAACGAAUAUUUUGUUUCUCUGCCCUUCCACCCUCCCCAAAAUUAACACUGUUAUACUUUAGAAGUGAUUACUUCAUUUUGAACUUGUGGUUGUCUUUUUUUACAAAUCUGCCUUCUAGCAUGUGAUCUAUCAUUAGUCUUUUCCUUGAUUAAAUUUCCUUCAAGGAAGGCCCAGCUCUUGUUUGAGGUGCCAAUCAGGACUGAUGAAUUUGAUAAUAGCUGUUUGCUUUUCAGACAUCUUAGCCCAAAUUAAUUUAAUGCCUGGACAGAACGGAAAUGUCAUUUGUUCUCUUCAGGGAUCUAUGGUUUCCACUGAGCAAUUGUAAAUCCUUUUAAAUCUUGAGUAGAUAGUCUUAGCCUUAAUAAGUUGCUUCUCUCAACUUGACCAGACCUUAGAGAAGGCACAGUGUUCACCACCAAGACCUACAUUUUAGUAGAAACUCUUGUGUUCUGCUGGCAUGGCCUUCAAGAACCCUGAGGACCUUUUUACCACAUAGAAGGAUUAUGGCAUUUCCCAAACAUGGUUAAACUGCCCAUUUAAAUUUAAGAUGAUCAGAAACUUCAAGGGUUAACUUGAUUCACUUCAUAAGAGCCAACAUUCUCUGGGGAUAGAAAUUAUUCACUGGUUACCAUUUUUAUAAGUAGCUGGGGGGGUUGUGUACAGCAUCAGAACGGAACCAAAAGCUAUUGUGACUCAGUGACUUCUGAAAAGCAUCACAAAAUUGAAUUAUUCUGGGUAUUUAUUCAAGAUAUAAGCU
This is a messenger RNA of Dromiciops gliroides (monito del monte), 3199 nucleotides long. It is a transcript of the gene ZRSR2, whose product is annotated as zinc finger CCCH-type, RNA binding motif and serine/arginine rich 2. Bases 37 to 1437 code for a protein of 466 amino acids. The record is from RefSeq and is a predicted model, not a curated record. Lineage: Eukaryota; Metazoa; Chordata; Mammalia; Microbiotheria; Microbiotheriidae. Gene Ontology annotation, cellular component: U2AF complex; spliceosomal complex. Gene Ontology annotation, molecular function: pre-mRNA 3'-splice site binding; metal ion binding. The transcript is spliced from 11 exons. Gene Ontology annotation, biological process: mRNA splicing, via spliceosome.